UCAUCAGCUGUUUGAUGCUGUAGUAGCAUUGUUGUUGUAGUGUUUGUCAAACAACAACCGGAUAAAUACCCUACCUACUGAGUUGGGUUUGAAGAAAAAUGUUUUUGUUUUAAUAACUUGUGUGUAAUUUUGGAAAAUCACAAUGUGGAUAAUCGCAGGAAACAAUUUAUUUAACCAGUGGUGUACAAAUGAUGUUAUUGUGACCCAUUUUCGUGAUGUACCUCUACGUAUUCCAACAGAAGAUUUGGGUACUAUCACAAAAAAUACAGAAAUAGUCGAAAUCAAUUGGUCUUAUAACAUUUACAAGACUAAUGAUUCAUUUUAUAUAUCAGGAAUAUGGGGAGGACGAAAACAAUUUACCAAAGUAGUUAUACCUAAAGAAUUUAACAUUUGUGAAGAACACAGCCUACUGGUUGCGGGCAAUGAUUAUAGCCUGUUAUUUGUGGAAAAGAAAUUAGGGAAAUUAUGGAUAAUGGAUGAAAAUGAUGGUGUUAAGGAAAUCAAAUUUAGUGAGGCACCUGUUGAUUCUAGCUCAAAGAGAAGGAAGGAAAACUGUGACAUCAGAAGUGUAAAAGCAAAAGGUGACAACUUCAUGUGUCUCACAUACAGUGGGACAGUAUACAUUGGGAUGCUGCCUGGCUUGGUGAAUACAGAGAAUUGCUUGGGGUCAAUAUGUGAUAUAGAUUGUGGUUUUGAACAUUUCAUGCUUCUUACUGAUGCUGGAAGAGUUUAUACUUGGGGCAAUGGAAGGAGACUUCAGUUGGGACAUGGUGAUUUGGACAACUUAGAUACACCUACAGAGGUUGAGGCUCUGGCUGGUAUAAGAAUUGUUAAAAUUUGUGCUGGAGGUUGGCAUUCCGCAGCCCUUAGUGAAUUUGGGGACUUGUAUGUGUGGGGCUGGAAUGAUAUUGGCCAAUUAGGAAUAAGAAAUAAUAAAGGAAAAGAACAAACUGUUUCUGAUAUAUUAACUACCACUAUGCUACCUACAGUAGUAGAUGUUUUUAAUGAUUGUAAUGAAGAAAUUGUUAAUUUAAAUGUAAAAGAUUUUGCCUGUGGGUCCAGACAUACAGCUAUUAUUCUUGAAGACAAUAGUGUGUGGACUUCAGGAUGUAAUAAAUAUGGGCAGCUUGGGUUCAAUCCUAGUUUAUAUUCAACAGUCCCUUAUUUCAAAAAGGCUUAUGAAUGUAAUAUUAAUUCUAAGGUAUUAUGUGGACCAUGGACAACGGUGCUUACAACGGUGACAUAAAUUUUUCAGGAAUCCUUUUGUGCUGCACCUAACAAAGUGACGAUUUUAUAUUUAUUCAAUAACAUAGUGAAAAAUAUAAGAAUAUAUUACUAGGUCUGGCUUAUUUUAUUCUGAUUUGGGGUAUUCAAAGAUAAUUUACAUACAUCGCUAUAUCUUCGCGUUCGAUACGAAGAUGCAGUGGUAGUAAUGCCGAACAAACAAUAAUAAGCCCA
Messenger RNA from Plodia interpunctella (Indianmeal moth), 1458 nucleotides. RefSeq lists its product as uncharacterized. The record is from RefSeq and is a predicted model, not a curated record. Lineage: Eukaryota; Metazoa; Arthropoda; Insecta; Lepidoptera; Pyralidae. The coding region runs from base 143 to 1246 and encodes 367 amino acids. The transcript has 2 exons.